Messenger RNA from Prorocentrum cordatum, 830 nucleotides. The record is from the annotation of a GenBank genome assembly. NCBI's taxonomy places the organism in Eukaryota, Dinophyceae, Prorocentrales, Prorocentraceae.
AGACUUUGCUGCCAGGGCCGUCCGUAGCAAUGCCGAAGGCGAGGCAGAAGCCAGCGGCCAAGCCAAAGCCGAAGGUUGAGCCAAGGAAGGACGCCGACCUGGAACAAGCGCCUGCCCAGUCUCGAGAGUCAACUUGCAGGCAUGAGCAGGUGAAGGGACAGCGCGCCGAAGAGCCAAGGGCAGAGUCUCGGACCGACGCCGACGAGGCGCAGGCGCACCAGCCUCCAGGCGACGCCUCUCACAGAGGAGUGCCGCCUCGGCUUCCAGAUCUGGCAGGUACUCGGGAGCAGGCGGAGCAGCAAGGCGCUGAGGCGCCGGCGGAGGAGUGCCAAGGUCGGCCGCGACCGCGAGCUGCAGGAGCCGACGACUCGGUCAGCAAGCGUCUGGCGGCAGCCCUGGCCUCCAUGGACGCGCUCGCCGGGCAGAUGCGUGCGCUCAGUGACGGCCGCAGGCGAGAGCACGAGCAGUUGGCUGCGAGGCGCGCGGCGGAGGAGGACCACCUGGAGGCGGCUUCCGAGCGCCUGCGCCGCCGCCGCUGCGCCCUGCAGGGCCUGCGCGCCGAGUGCGAGCGGCUGCAGGGCGAGUUGGCCGCCAGAGGGCCCCCCCUGGAGCCCGAGGGCAGCCAGCAGGCUCCGAGCACCAGCGCGAGGGCACCGCACAUGGAGGCACCCCGCGCUAGCCCAGAGAGGCUUGGGCCUGCCGCGGAGGAGGCCCCCGGGCUCCCAGGGGCCGCGCCGCCGCCAGACUUGGCGGCGGCGGCCUGGCCGGAGGCGGCGUUGGAACCGCAGCGCGCGGGAGGCAGGGAGGGCGGAGGCGGCGCAGUGAGGGGG